GUCAUGGAGAAGACGUGGAGCUGGUGCAGGAUGAGACCUGUGGGCACUUCUCUUCCCUCACUUCUGUUUGUGCUGCUUCUGCCUCAGCCUUCAAUCUUUUACUCUUUAAAGAACUGCACCAUAGACUUCAAUGACAGCGCUAAAGUAUUUUGCGACUUUAAUAAGAUAACCACCAUUCCCAGAGGCAUUCCCAAAACUGUGACUUAUUUGUCAGCCUUCCUUAAUAACAUUGUGACAAUUACAGAGUCUGAUUUUAAAGGCUUUACAAAACUUGAAACAAUAUUCCUUGAAAAUGGUUAUAUAAAAUACAUUGAAGAUGGAGCCUUUUCAGAUUUGUCCGCUUUAACUACCCUAAAUUUGGCCCACAACCAUCUCACAAAGCUUACUGACCACAUGUUUGAGGGAUUGACCAAUUUGAGGAUUUUAAUAUUAAAUAGAAACUCUAUUAAAUGCAUUAUGCCGCUGGCUUACAAGCCAUUAGGAAAGCUACAGGAACUGUAUCUAAACCUCAAUUUGGUCAAAAAUAGAGACGUGGUCAACAUAGUUUCACAGUGUCCAUCAUUAAAGGUUUUAGACAUAACAGACAAUGAUUUCAGUUGUUUUGAAACAGACCUUUUUCCUUUUGCCCUGCAAAACCUCACAGCCCUGUAUCUGAGCUCACCGGUUAUGAGGAACUUUAGUAUUCACUCCAAAGUUUUCCCUCAGUUAGAAUCCCUCUUUAUUUCAGGCAGUGGCCAUGGCUUUGAAUGGGAUGUUUCUGACAAAGUUUUGACCAAUCUGAAGACUUUAGAUAUAGGUUUUACUCAAUUAAAAAUAGAAACAUACAAAAAGAUUUUCCAAAGCCUUGUUUCACUUGAGAAUCUUCAUUUAAGUCAUUUUGGCAGGAUUUUUGACAAAAGAUUGUUUGAUUUUGUUUGUGGACUUCCAUCUUUACAAAAGUUCUACGUAUCACAAAAAAACAUUUCUGUUAUAGACGACACUCUUCUGCAGUUCUGUUCUAAUCUCACUGACCUGAAGCUCUCCUCAAACGUACUGAUGAACUUAUCUGAGUCCUCGCUUCGAAUGAUGACCCGACUCACAAAUUUAAGCAUCGAUUCCAAUAAAUUGAGCCAAAUCCCACGAACCAUCAGAAACAUGUCCACUCUCACACAUUUGUCAUUUCAGUCCAACCAAAUCCUCAGACUUAAAUGCUCAGACUUUUUAAAUUUACAUUCAUUAACAGAAAUCAACAUAAAUUCCAAUCGAAUUUCCACAUUUAAGAGUUGUGUAUUUAAGGAUCUUAAGAAUUUAAAGGUUCUUUUUGUAGAAAGUAAUCUUAUUUCUCAGUUAGAUGAUACCAUUGCCAUCAGUUUGCCCAGUUUGGCUGUUUUUAAUGUUAGUGAGAAUCCCCUUAGAUCAAUAGAGAAAGGCACGUUCCAUAAUAUGUCAUCUCUAACCGACUUAAACAUGAAAUCCACAUUGGCCACAGAGGUGCAGAGAGGGGGCUUUGAAGGACUUGUGGGUCUGAAGAGGAUGAUCUUAUCAAUAAACUACCACAGUGGGAGUGUAUUUAAAGGUCUACAACAAGUGGAGCGUCUUGUUGUGUAUAUUUCGAGUAAAAUUGAAAUGACUGAGCUCACAGUUUCUGAGCAGAGGACUUUACAUUUAGAGGCCGUGCAGGAGUUAACCAUUCUGGUCGACAAAAAUGUGUAUGUUUAUCAUGCUCUCUAUAUAAUUUAUGGUUUGAAAAAAUUGCAAAUAUUAUCACUGGACUCAAUCUGCUGUCCCACUCCUUCUGGCAUAUUCUGGGAAACUCCUAAUUUACAAAAUCUUCAGAUUAUCAAUUGUGCCGAAUUAAGUCUUGAGCCUGAACUUUUUCAACCAAUCUCAGGUUUACGAAUUCUUGAUCUGUCACACAAUAAAAUGAAAUCUUUGCAUUUUCUCAUUGAAGCCAAUCUGACAAAAUUAGAAAAGUUGAUCUUAGCAAACAAUGAGCUAACAAUUAUAAAUGAGACUGUGUUUGAGGCUCUCCCUUCUCUAAGAUACCUUGAUUUAACUGGAAAUCCGUUUGUGUGUGAGUGCUCAAACGCUGAGUUUAUAGACUGGCUGGUCAGAAACAAACAAGUACAAGUGGUGGAUGCUUUUCAGUACAGAUGUUUCUCUCCUCGAUCUGAAAGAGGACACUUUCUGCUGAACUUUAAUGUGCAGUUGUGUUGGGAGUUCUCUAGCUUCUACUACUUCGUUUCCAGCUCUGCUUUGGUCCUUCUCACUCUUCUGUUCUCCUUCACCUAUCACUUGCUGCGAUGGCAACUGGUCUAUGGCUUCUACCUCCUCCUGGCAUUUCUUUAUGACAGUAAAAAGAGGAGACAGAAUUGUCCUCACAUCUAUGAUGCGUUUGUCUCCUACAACGUUCAUGAUGAGAACUGGGUUUACGAAGAGCUACUGCCUGAACUGGAAGGAGUACAGGGAUGGAGGCUGUGUCUGCACCAUCGUGAUUUCCAGCCAGGGAAACCCAUCGUUGAGAACAUCACAGACGCCAUCUACAGUAGCAGGAAGACUCUGUGUGUGAUCAGCCGCCGUUACCUGCAGAGCGAGUGGUGCUCACGGGAGAUACAGAUGGCCAGCUUUCGUCUGUUUGAUGAGCAGAAGGAUGUGCUGAUCCUGCUGUUUCUGGAGGAGAUCUCGUCCAAUCAGCUGAGUCCAUUCUACCGCAUGAGAAAGCUGGUGAAGAGGUGCACGUAUUUGAGCUGGAGCCAGGCCCAGAGCCAUAAGGGCCUGUUCUGGGAGAACGUCCGCAGAGCGUUAGAGUGUGGCAACGAGCCUGCUGACAACCAGAAUCCACUAACUACUAACAUUUAGCACCUAAAACACGCUAACUGCUAAUGUUUAGCUGCCACCUGGUAACAUAUUAAGUGCUAAUGAUGCAGUCAUUUAUUGGUUAAAUAGUGUGGCUCUGCAUUGACUCUAUUUAAUUCUUAUAAAAGUAACCAACUUAAAUCAUGGUAUUGAUCGAAUAACAAAGGAUUUUCAUGAUGGGGGCCUAAUGUUUGUCCCAUAAGGGAGGCAGGUCCUAAUGAUGUGAGUGUGAAAAAGCUAAAAAAGUGUUUGAGGAAUUAUCUGAUCAUUCAGCUCAUUAUUAUGCACAUCAGCUUUAAGCACCAUUGGCUGUUUUGAACAAGUCCACAAGUUUCAAGACUGUAGUCUAAUUUUAUGUAGUCUCUCUGUGGGUUCCAUAUAUAUAACUGUAAUAAAAUUUAUAUAUAUCAAUGAUUGUAUACUUUGCUGCCAGUUCUAACUGAAUGUAUUUAUUUUUUAUGAAAAGCUGUGAUGCAAGACUAAGUACCUUUGUAUUUAGAUGUGUCCUGAAAUUGCGCUUACAGGUCAUAAACAGUUUCCUUGUGUAAUUUAUUCAUUGCUAUUUUCCAAACACCACACUUUUACUCCUACUUUCACAGUUAAACAUAGGCCUAAACUUAAGUAAAAGUUUGUUUACUCUUUGUACUGUAAGUGUACUAAUGCUAAAAGCUUUAUGGUGACUACAUUAAAUUUCAACACUU
This is a messenger RNA of Boleophthalmus pectinirostris (great blue-spotted mudskipper), 3536 nucleotides long. Its product is annotated as toll-like receptor 13. Bases 4 to 2838 code for a protein of 944 amino acids. Gene Ontology annotation, biological process: inflammatory response; immune response; toll-like receptor signaling pathway. The transcript is spliced from 5 exons. The record is from RefSeq and is a predicted model, not a curated record. Gene Ontology annotation, cellular component: membrane. Gene Ontology annotation, molecular function: transmembrane signaling receptor activity; protein binding. NCBI's taxonomy places the organism in Eukaryota, Metazoa, Chordata, Actinopteri, Gobiiformes, Gobiidae.